UGUGUUGAUACUUUUCAACAAUACUGGUAGACUGCGAGGAUCUACUCAUAUAUAGUGUUUUGUGCUUUCUAAAUAAAACCAUGGCAGAAAGUGAAUGUACUAUCAAACUUGAUGAGUUGUUAACUGGGGUCCAAAAUGUUGCGACCCAAUCCGACAUGCCCAAUGUUGAAAAGCUACAAAAGAUAUGCUCGAUCAUGCAUCACGCAACAUCAAUCGUCAAAGAGUACCAGAGCAACGUUGAAGUUGUCACCAAAGACGUCGAUUUGGUAAGCAAUGCCGCCCAUGUAAUUGGGAACCAAAUCGCAUGCCUACAGAUAACAACCAACAACUAUUCCCACAAAAAAUUAGCAAACCGAUUAAAACCAAUUGUAAAAGCCUCAAGUAAACAAUGGCUCGAGUUAUUUGAUCCCUCCAUGUUGGGUUUAAAAAGUCCUCCGAUCAGCCAUAGUAUGUUUGCUACUUUCAAUCCUGAAACACCUGUAAUAAAAGUAAGGCAGAAACGGCAGAGGACCCAAAGGGAUCCCGUUGAAACCAAAUCUGCUUGUCCUGAUAGCAUAGAUAAGGCUGAACAAACCGAAGAAACCUCAGCAAUUCUGGAAAAAGUUAAGAGCCAAAUCAUGAGACUCUUCAAAGACAACAAAAUGAAACCCAUAAAAUACUUUCAAAUCGUUCUAGACCCUGAAGACUUUUGGAAAACCGUUGACAAUAUUUUCCAAGUAUCAUUUCUAGUUCGAGAUAGAGCUGUGGAGCUCUUUGAAGAAAAUGAAGAAUUGUGGUUGAGGCCUUUGAAAAAGUCUCGGACUAAUGAACAGCACUCAGAUGAUGAACAACACUCGGGUGAUGAACAGCAAGUCAUUAUGAGCAUCGACAUGGAGAAUUGGAGAGCUUUGGUAAAAAAAUAUGAUGUGAAGAGGCCUAUGAUAAAUAUAUCUGAUCGUUUUAAAGGCAAAAGAUAA
Messenger RNA from Ctenocephalides felis (cat flea), 956 nucleotides. RefSeq names its product non-structural maintenance of chromosomes element 4 homolog A-like. The record is from RefSeq and is a predicted model, not a curated record. Gene Ontology annotation, biological process: DNA repair. The coding region runs from base 81 to 956 and encodes 291 amino acids. Gene Ontology annotation, cellular component: nucleus; Smc5-Smc6 complex. The transcript is spliced from 2 exons. NCBI's taxonomy places the organism in Eukaryota, Metazoa, Arthropoda, Insecta, Siphonaptera, Pulicidae.